Argentina anserina (silverweed cinquefoil) is the source of this 2130-nucleotide messenger RNA. Its product is annotated as tRNA (guanine(37)-N1)-methyltransferase 2. The coding region runs from base 131 to 1627 and encodes 498 amino acids. Lineage: Eukaryota; Viridiplantae; Streptophyta; Magnoliopsida; Rosales; Rosaceae. Gene Ontology annotation, biological process: tRNA N1-guanine methylation. The record is from RefSeq and is a predicted model, not a curated record. Gene Ontology annotation, cellular component: cytoplasm. Gene Ontology annotation, molecular function: tRNA (guanine(37)-N1)-methyltransferase activity. The transcript is spliced from 12 exons.
CCUAAUUCGAUUCUCUCUCUUCCUUUUUCUUCAUCACUCGGUACCCAUCGGAAAGAAGACUCCAGCUCUUCUCAAAUCCCAUAAACCCCACCGCCGCUCCACCUCUCGUCACAUUGAACAGGGCUUGAAAAUGCUGGACGAGAGUAAAUUUGACGUGCAGUUGAAGUUGUGGGCGCUUCGGAUUCCUCGUGAGCUCUGCAAAGUUGCCACUCGGAUACUAAAUGGAUAUUUGCUUGAUAAACCACGCAUUAAGCCAAUUACAGAGGACCCAACUAGUGAAAGGAAUCGUUACAUGAUAUUAUCAGAGAAGGUCCAAGAUUCCGACCUAGCUAUUAUUCCGGAAAAAGCUCUCAAUGAACUGAAGGAUCUAUGCAAGAUUGAAGUAGUACCGUAUUCGUUGACACUAGGGUACUCGUACUGGGGUGCAGACCAUAUAUUGAAGCAGAUUCUGCCCCCUGGAGUGGAGGUUCCUUCAUCUUUUGAAACAAUAGGUCACAUUGCCCAUCUGAAUAUACACGAUGAGUUGACUCCCUACAAGGAUGUGAUUGCCAAAGUUCUUUAUGAUAAGAAUUAUCCAAGAAUCAAGACAAUUGUCAAUAAAGUUGGAUCAAUUUCAAAUGAGUUUCGUGUGCCGAAGUUUGAAGUUUUAGCAGGAGAAAAGGAUAUGCUUACAGAAGUGAAACAAUAUGGAGCGACUUUCAAGCUUGAUUACAGCUUGGUCUAUUGGAAUUCAAGAUUGGAACAUGAACAUAUAAGGUUGGUUUCCCAGUUUCGAGCUGGGGAAAUCAUAUGUGAUAUGUUUGCUGGUAUUGGCCCGUUUGCUAUUCCUGCCGCGCAGAAAGGAUGUAUCGUGUAUGCAAAUGACUUAAAUCCGGAUAGCGUUCGUUAUCUGAAGAUCAAUGCAGAGAUUAACAAGGUUGGUGACCAUGUUCACACAUACAAUCUUGAUGCUAGAGAAUUUGUUUCUCAAUUGAUGGCAGUGCCUGAAUGUUGGAAAGAAUUGAAUUCUGAUGCUUCCAUGCUAAAAACUUGCGAGAAAUGUACCAAUCAGAGUAGCCAGGAAUCAGAAUCAGAAUCAAGCAAUGGAAUACUAACUGCUGAGGCAAAAGAGGUACCAGAUAGUGUUACUUCUAACGGGGACAGUCUACAAGGUUCUCUUAGGCAUGCAGAUGCUUCAGUACCUCCAGUUAAAAGACCUGCAGAUGUUUAUCAAUCAGGUAUCAAGGGCAUCACAACAGAAAAUGUAAGUGUUAAUGGCACAAACAUUCUUGUCACUGGUAGGAGCAAAGGAAGCAAGAAUAAGAGACUAAGGGGCUCAGAGACAAUCAAUGUUAAAACUUGGGAGCAUGUUGAUCGUGUGAUAAUGAAUCUUCCGGCUUCUGCUCUUGAAUUUCUAGAUGCCUUCAGGGGAGUGAUCCAGAGAAAAUAUUGGAGGGGCACUCUUCCUUUCAUUCACUGCUAUUGUUUCAUCCGAGCAAGUGAAACGCAAGAAUAUAUAAUAUCAGAGGCUGAGGCUGCUUUGAAGGCCAAAAUAAAAGAUCCAAUAUUUCAUAGGGUGAGGGAUGUUGCUCCAAACAAGGCAAUGUUUUGCUUAAGCUUUAGGCUGCCAGAAGCAUGCCUUAAUUAAGGCGUCCUGCAGAGCACGGAUAAGCAUCAGCAGACAUUGUUGUUUUUUCAGAUGGCUUGCUUCUCCUUCAUUUUGGAUCUCAGUAAUGGAGAAAAUACACAAACUGAAGCUGGUUUUGCUUUGUUCACUUGCUGAUAGAGAAAUCUGUCCAACUGACAAGGAAGCCAAAAUACCCUGCAGCAGGUGACCAAACAACUUAAAGUCCAAGAUUCGUGACAAUCACAGACAGAAGAUAUGUAGUUAAGGACUGAGCUUGUACAAAAUGUAACAAGUGAUUAUAUUUCAAUAUAUCAUGAUUGUAAUGCUUACUUUGCUUACACCGGUAUUGUGGUGGUUUGGCACUUUGGUCAAAAGCAUGUUAGCAAAGAUUUGAUGCUGGUCCUGCAACUUAUUGAUACAAGUAUCAUCUGUGAAAACUCAGUAUCUCACAGUUGGACUUAUCUUUCGACAGUGACUGUCAGUUUGACUUAUCUUUUGACUGAUGGUAAAGAUUUAGUACCAUU